Molecule: messenger RNA, 2951 nt
Organism: Gopherus evgoodei (Goodes thornscrub tortoise)
Lineage: Eukaryota; Metazoa; Chordata; Testudines; Testudinidae
Product: EF-hand calcium-binding domain-containing protein 6-like
Exons: 16
Coding region: 234-2234 (666 amino acids)
Molecular function (GO): calcium ion binding
Source: RefSeq, a predicted model, not a curated record
UGCCCCGGUUCCGCGGUGCUCGCUCCCUCCCGUCCCCACGGCAGCCGCAGGAGAACCCCGCCCGCGCGUACCCGGGCAAGCCCAAGCUCCCGCUGUUCGGCCAACGAGCUGACAUUGGAAACCCAGCAGUAAGCAGAGCAAGUUUGGCUAGUAGCAGGACUAGUUUACUGUCUCAGCCUGCGACACAGCUCAGGAUUGAAGUUGAUGAGCUGGAGCACAUAUUGUGUGAAAAAAUGAGAUCUGAAGGCUAUUUUACUAUGAGACAACUGUUCAAAAACAAUGACCCUGAGGGCAAGGGACAGGUCAAUAGAGAUGUGCUGCUAAUGAUGCUGACCAAAUUUCUGGGAAGGUAUAUCAGCUUCAAGCAGUAUCAGCAACUUCUUCUAAGGCUUAAACUACAGGACAAAGCCAUUAUCAAGUGUGAAGAGUUAUAUGCAGCGAUUCGUGAUCCUGCUACUUUUGGGGCUCCAGUGUGGCUUGAUCCCAUCAACCACAGACAGGGGGACAGAAUUAUGAUGACUGCAUCACAGGUGCAUGCACAACUAAAAGAAAAAGCAAAACAAAGGUCCCUGGAUAUUGCUGAUCUGAUGCCCGAGAAGAACCCAGAUGAUGACAUCAGGAUUCUGAUGCCUGAGUUUAAGAACAUACUUAACAAACUAGGUUUUCACAUUGGAAAUGAGGAGUUUGAAAAGCUUUGGAGAAGGUAUGACACAGAAGGAACAGGGGUUCUGAAAGGAGAUAUACUACUUAAAAAACUAGGAGCUGAGCUCCGAAAUGGAUCUUCAAACAAUGCUAAAGUUUCUGGGCAAAGCAGAGAAAUCUCAAAAGCAGAGUGGGAACGCAGAGCUUCACUUGACAUAGAAAGGUGGCUGAAAGAUAAAUUCAGAGAAGGAUUUAGAAAUAUGAAAGAAGAAUUUGAAAAACAUGACCCACAAAAAACAGGCAAGGUGGGAAAAGAAUCCUUCUUGUCAAUCCUACAAAAAUUUGACAUGCAUCUCAAAAAGGAGCAUUUUAACCUUUUCCUGGCAAGAUGUGGUCUUGAAAACAGUCAAACUGGGAUCAAUUAUUUGGAUCUUUUAAGGAACUUCCAGGAUCGUAGUGACAGAGGGAUCUCACACAAAAUUCUCUCUAAUCCCAAGCAUAAAUUUAAUCGUGAAGGGAGCAUCAGCCCAGCUUCCACUCUGACUGCAAUUGAGGCAAAGUUGGCAAAUUUGUUUCAAUCUGAAUUCCUUUCACUCUUGGCCACUUUCCAAAAAAUUGACAGGUUGCAGAGAGAGGUCAUUAGUCAGCAGGAGUUUCAAGCAGCAGUUGAGAGCCGGUUUGGCGUGGAGAUUACUGAUGAAGAGUUUGAGCUGCUACUUGACAGAAUCCCCCUUGAUGAAGAUGGAAAUGUCAGAUACCCCCAGUUCAUGGCCAUGUUUGAUACUCGGCUUGACAUCCGACCUGAAAUAACUCGAGGUGAAAUCCGCAAGCUGUGGGAAACUUUAAUUACAAAUCAGGACAAUACCCUUGACUUCAUGGAGUUCGUGAGACACUUUGGAUACUCCCCCAGCUCUUCGUGUUUCUCCAAUGCCAAGAUUAGUCCACCCAGAAAAGGGGACAAUAACUUCAGGCUGUUUUCUAAAAAGCUCAGCUGUGAUUCUGACAUACUGGUGGACAGGGUGCGAGCAAAGGUGGAAUAUUUGUGGGAUGAUCUCAAGAAAGAAUUUGAAGAACUAGACCCCUACCAUACAGGCUUUGUGAGCAAGAAGGAAUUUAAAGAUAUUUUGACUGAGCUGUGUGUGCAUCUGAAUGAAUAUGAGUGUGAAAUGCUGGGACAGAAAUUUGAAAGCAAUGGAAAUGGAUGUGUUUCAUACCUGGAGUUCCUGAAGCCCUUUGCUUUAAGUAGACAAAGAUGGAAGAAUGGGAAUAACAUGGCUGCUGUUAUGCAGGCAUCUCAGGGUGAGAGAGACCAAUCCUGCAAGGGAACGGAGACUGCAGAGCUGGGUGGUCUGACAACCAGAUUACAAAAAAAGUUACGAGGGGACUGGAAGACCCUUCGAAGAGCCUUUAAGAAGCUGGAUAUUGACAGCAGUGGCCAUCUCUCUUUGCCAGAGUUCAGAUCUGUACUGAAGCUCUGUAACCUUCUGCUAGAUGAGGAUGAGGUUUACCACAUUCUAUCUAAAUUUGAUCCCAACCUGGAUGGGCGAAUUGAUUACAAGUCCUUUUUGGAAGAAACUUGCAAAAAAUGCUAACCACGUACAGCCAAAAAAUCUCCUGCAAACCUACAAUAAAAUAAUGUAGAAUAUUCUUGUGAGUAGAAGAGGAAGAAUUGUGUCUGCCUGCUCCCAGCUGCUUAUGCUUCCAGCUAAGUCAUUUGCUUCUCUUUGGAGUGUGGAUCUCUGCUUUGUGUCUUUUGGCUACUCAUGAGUUGCCCACUGUAUUACCAGUUGUUUUGUAGGGGGAUAAUAAAAACUGUGAGAGCAGAGAGUGCAGCUGAGCAUUAAACAAAUACUGUACUAUAUUUAAAACCUGAUUCAAGCUGUUACUAAGGAAACUAAUAUUGUGAAAAGCAGAGGCAAGGAUGCAUCUUAGAGAGAAAAUAAAACUUUCAGUGAAGGUACCAGGUGGAUCUUUGCUGUUUAGGAUGCAGUGACAACGAGUCCCUUUGAUUUCACUGAGAGUUGGAUCAGAUCCUUUGUAUGUGUUAGCCAGAAUUUGGCCCUUAAUAUAAACAUACAUUUUCAUGCUUCGUUAUCUUUUUACUUACAAACGUAUUUUCUCCAUAGAGUACAACAGGCAGAGGGCCCGAUUCUGCAGCAGCUCUGCACAUUACUUCACUGAACAUUCCAUGCUCAAAGCAGUUGUAUGUUUAGACCCAUGUUAGUUAUCUGUUUGUUUUUGUAGUACAAAUACAUUUUCAUAAACAUGUAAAUGCAUAGUUGAUUUGGUUAAAUAAAUAUCUGAAUUCA